Messenger RNA from Hyaloperonospora brassicae, 993 nucleotides. NCBI's taxonomy places the organism in Eukaryota, Oomycota, Peronosporomycetes, Peronosporales, Peronosporaceae. The record is from the annotation of a GenBank genome assembly.
AUGGCAGAUAAAACUAUCUUUGAAGGUACCGGUGUACAACGCGACGUGGUGAAAACGAUUGACUUGUUUGGAAAAACGAUAACAGUCAGAGCACCGAGGGAUGAUGUAGUGGCUCGCGUGAGAGAUCCCGAUGCAGAAAAAGUUUUCGGGGAGUUCAAACAAGCCCAUCCGGCUUCUGAUUUGUUCCAACCAAGCACAUUGGACCUCUUCAAGAACGUUGUUAAAGAUUUCAACACGCGUCGUUCGAAAAAGUACACGUUACUGGACGCGCUUGUGAUCAUGUUUGAUGGUGAAGACAAUCUGGCACCUGCUUUGUCAAAAGCCAAGACGGUUGCAAGUAGCCAAGAUGCUGCAACAGAUUUGCAGUUGGAGAUGAUGAACGUUUGGAUUCGCGAGAAGCGUUCUGCUGAUGAUGUUUUCUAUAUACUGAAGCUCGAUGAGCUGGAGAAAAGAGGCUUGAAGCGCGAGAACCUUGAGACGUUCGACGCAUUCUUCGCUUUGCAUUAUCAACUUGGUCUUGACAACCUGAAGUAUCAGUUGGAUCCGGUGGAAUUUUUACGAUACAAGUUUGGCGAGACUAUAUUUUUUCGGAUGAUUAAGAAAGAUAUGGAGCAUCUAGCCCACCCCAACGAGACUGUGGAAAGUUAUCUAAAACUCUUGCUGAAACAUAACGCAUCGCUAAUGAGAACUGUUGGCAUGUUAGUUGCCGCGGGAUUCGCGGAUUCAAUGGUGGUGAGAUUGCUGUCAGCAAGCUACGGUGGUGUUGCUAAGUUUGAGCAAGUGCUUUUGGACGCCAAGGCCACUGCGCAACAAACGGCACGUAAAGCUACAGUCAAGGCAUUGCAUGCAGCUCUUGAAGACUACAAAAAAGCAAACAAGCAUUCGGCUGAUGGUGUCAACAACUGGCUAGAGCUUUUCAAAGACGCAGGACGCGGUCGUCCUUCUCCAUCUACUGAUAAAGAAUCAGUCCGAAAGCGCCAGAAGACUAGAUGA